AUGGCACCGCUACCACCCUACCUGGUGCGCAUAGCCGCCACCAUCCUCACGCAGGCCCUGACCAGAAAGCUCGCCUCAUCGCCGCUCUUCUUCCGCAUAGUGGACCGUAUGAUCCACGAAAUCGACCACAUGCCGCACCGGAUUCAGGGACGCCAGGUACCGACAUAUCAACCGCCAUUAGGGAUGCGGGAGAAGGAGUGGCAGGAAGAUGUGGGAGAACCGCACGACCUUCCAAAUCCCUUUGUCACGCCGCAACAGCAGCACCAGCACGCCAACGGUCAGAGCGGAGGAACGGAUCCGGGUGCGGCGCCGAAGUCGUUUGACGAAGCGCUGCGACUACGUGCGCGGCAGUCGUACGCCCAGGCGCAGCGGAUAGCGGAACGAGACCGGAGGAAGCGCGAGGAGCAGACAAAGGGCUACCAGGACGACAAGGUGGCUCAGGAGCUCAAGUCGUUGCAGGACAAGCUGCGUGAGCUCCGCAACGAGAGCCGCAAGUGA
Pseudozyma flocculosa PF-1 is the source of this 498-nucleotide messenger RNA. RefSeq lists its product as uncharacterized. The transcript has 3 exons. Lineage: Eukaryota; Fungi; Basidiomycota; Ustilaginomycetes; Ustilaginales; Ustilaginaceae. Bases 1 to 498 code for a protein of 165 amino acids. The record is from RefSeq and is a predicted model, not a curated record.